AUGCGGUCGUUGGUGACGGAUCCUGGCCGGAACAACUUUGUGAUUGAGAGCACAAGAGGUGUGUUUGGUGUUGAACGGAUGCUUAGACGAAUCACGAAUGACGGUAAGUUUUGGCUCACAUAUUCUUCUUCCUUUGAUCUUCUUCUAAGUGAGGACAGUUUUGGUUGCAGGGUUGUUAUUAGUGAAUUUGAAGGUUGUGGAUUAAAGGAGGUUUUUAAAUUCUGUUUUUGUUAUUUGUAUUCAACAUUUGGGUUGAUUUGGGGACUGGAUUUGGCUUAUUAUCUCAGGUUUUGGAUAGGCAUGAAUAGCAGGGAAUUUGUUGUUUUAUGGACAGGGCAGCAGCAAGGCUUUCCUCUGUUUGAAACAGGUUUUGGAGAUUUGGACUGUUGUUUAUGGACUGAUAUGGCAUGUUUUUGCAGCAUAGCAGUAGCAGAAUUUUAG
Molecule: messenger RNA, 441 nt
Organism: Vicia faba (fava bean)
Lineage: Eukaryota; Viridiplantae; Streptophyta; Magnoliopsida; Fabales; Fabaceae
Source: the annotation of a GenBank genome assembly